Molecule: messenger RNA, 851 nt
Organism: Ectocarpus sp. CCAP 1310/34
Lineage: Eukaryota; Phaeophyceae; Ectocarpales; Ectocarpaceae
Source: the annotation of a GenBank genome assembly
CUGGUUUGGCCUAUACACACAGCGGCAUCAUCAUGGCUGGGUCUGAGAGCGUGGACGAAGUGAAGGCGAGGCACAAGAAGGAGAUCAAGGCGCUCGAUGGCACCGGCAGGAAGCUGAUCAAGCAGGCCAACAAGCACAAGAAGAGAGUCGCGGAGGCGGAGGCGAGGAUUGCCGAGAUGGAAGUCGAAACCAAAGACCGACAUCGUAGAGAGCUCGAGGAAGCAACGGACGCCGCUGCUGGUGAUGGUGAUGGCGGCUCAGAAUCCACGACCAAGUCGCCACCUCCACCCUCCGUUACGGCCGCGGCAGAACCGGCGGCGAAGACCACGGGGGGCGGGGGUAGCGAGGUAGAUGGGGUCGCGGACGGAGUUGGAGCCAUGUCGGUGUCGAUGUCGGCAGAGGACCGUGAGAAGGAGAAGCGGAAUCAGAAGAGGGCCAAGUCUCAGCGCAAGCGCGAAAAGCAACGAGAAAAGGAGGCCGAGAGAGAGCAGCGCAUAGCGAAGGAGAAGGAGGAGGGGGGGGCGGACCCACGCAUCGUGGAGAUGGAUGUUCUGAAGUCGCAGGUCGCGCCGCGAGGGUUCCGCGUGAGCGAGAUAAAGGCGGACGGGCACUGCCUGUACCGAGCGGUGGCGGAACAGCUCUCCUUGACGGGGAGAAGGCCGGGGCUAACGGAGGAGUCCUACCCGCUCAUGAGGCAGGAGGCCGCAAGAGAACUGCGGUCCUCUCCUAGCGAGUACCUUCCAUUCCUGGACGGUCUGGAAGCGGGGGAGGAGUUCGACAAGUACUGCGUGAAGGUAGAAGGGAGUGCCGAGUGGGGCGGCCAGGUGGAGCUCCAGAUAGACACGAACUAG